This is a messenger RNA of Thermothelomyces thermophilus ATCC 42464, 1407 nucleotides long. RefSeq lists its product as uncharacterized. The coding region runs from base 1 to 1407 and encodes 468 amino acids. The transcript has 6 exons. NCBI's taxonomy places the organism in Eukaryota, Fungi, Ascomycota, Sordariomycetes, Sordariales, Chaetomiaceae. The record is from RefSeq and is a predicted model, not a curated record. Gene Ontology annotation, cellular component: nucleus.
AUGAGCUCGUCGCACCCGGCCAUGGGAACGGAUAUAAUAAUUACGCCCUCGUCGUGCCAUUACGCGGGCAAUGUCCGACGUGGCGAGAACGGCAGCAGCAUCCCCAAGGCACAGAAUCUCACAGAACGCCUGAGGAGACUUGAGGCCCUCGUCUCUUCAUUGGCGACCAAGGACCUCAUCAUUCAGCAGCGGGAGCGGACCGACGGACACAGGUUCCCACCUGAGGAACCAAAGCACACUGAUACCUCCCUCGGAACCGGUCCAAAUGACGGCAGUCAGGAGUGCCAGAGCAGAAGAAGAAGCUUGAAAGAGCUAGAGCUGGAAGCGGCCCGGCUGCGGCAGACGCACGAUGGCCAAGUCAACUACGUCGACCCAAGUCACUGGCUGUCGAUCCUCCUCGAUAUCCGCGAAGUUCGGAAGCAGCUCUCGCCAGAAGGGGCCUUCCUGCCGCCGCAAGGUCUCCCCAAGAGUGAUGGAGACGGGACUGUUUGCGAACCUGGCUCGGGAAAUCCCGACGCCAGCUCCGGGUUGAGCAUGGGGUUGGGUGCCACGAGCCUCAACGAGAUACUCGGGUCCCUGCCGCCCCGGCCCGCCUGCGACAGGUUGCUGUCUCAGUACUUCAACUCUCGAUUCAUGGUCUUGGGCAUCAUUCACCCCGCGACGGCCGACAUCACUGCCUUUGAGGGCGAGAUCCGGCGUCGCGUGUGGAUCAACCUCUUCCAGCUGGGCGCCUUGGUGUCCUUCCAGAUGGGGUUCCCCAGCAUGAUACCCUCCGAGCACUGCGACGCCCAGCCGCCGCGCAACCUCGACUAUUCCGACUUUGGCGCCGACACGGCGACGCUGACCCCCUCGCGACCCCUCUCGGUCGACACCCCCGUCGUCUACCCAUCGCCAAGGCUGGCGUCAUGGCCGUCUUCAAAAAGAUUGUGGCUCACACCCGCUCGCCCGCGCGGCCGACCCUCGACCGCACCGCCGCGCUCGACGUCGAGGCAGGUCUGGGCGGAGGCGGCGACCAGCGCAGACGCUGGCGCCGGCAUGGGCAUGCUCUCUUCCUCCGAGGCGCACACCGCCACCUUCGCGCUGGACCUGAUGCUCCGCAAGGUGUCGGAGAAGAAAGCGGAAGCGCUGUUGUCGGGGACCACGGCGGCCAUGACGACAACGACGACGCCAAACCACGCCGCUCCUGCGCCUCCGUUGACGGCCGACAUGUCGUCUUCGUCUCCGCCUUCUCUCUUCGGAGCAGAACUCCCCUGCGCCGAUGUCAUGUCAGACAUCAUUGACGACGCUACGGCGCCAGACUGGAACCUCCUCGACCAAUACUUUCAGAACCCUACGCUCGAAACGGCCGAGUCUGCCGACUGGAAUCAAGACCCAGCCUUCCCUUCAUAUAUCUUUGGCCUAGAGUGA